Messenger RNA from Ziziphus jujuba (common jujube), 1574 nucleotides. RefSeq lists its product as uncharacterized. The coding region runs from base 399 to 1286 and encodes 295 amino acids. Gene Ontology annotation, biological process: regulation of DNA-templated transcription. Gene Ontology annotation, cellular component: nucleus. The record is from RefSeq and is a predicted model, not a curated record. NCBI's taxonomy places the organism in Eukaryota, Viridiplantae, Streptophyta, Magnoliopsida, Rosales, Rhamnaceae. Gene Ontology annotation, molecular function: protein heterodimerization activity. The transcript has 6 exons.
UAGAGACAAAAAAAAUAAAAUAAAAUAAAAAAUUUCAGAGCGGAAGAAAAAAGUAGAGAGAAAAGAGGGAGUAUUUAUAAACGUGGCACGCUUUUCCUCUGCUUCCGGGAACACCGGUUUUGUUUCAAAAAAGACUCUCUCUGUCUCUCUCUCUCAGUCUCAGACUCCCCAGCGAAUCUCCAAUAUUCUUUGGUUUUUUUUUCUUCUGUUUUUCUAUUUUUUUUUUGUUUUUUUAAAUUCUUUUGGACUUCUUUGGUUUGGACGGUUUUCAUUCCUCUGUAUGCUUUCUUGAGAUUAUUUACCAGCCGGAAAGACAGAGACUUUUAGGGAUUUGAUUUUGGAUUCUUUGACACUUUGAGCUUCUCUUUUGGUUUUGUUUAUGGUUGGACUUUGACAACAUGAGGAAGAAGCUUGAUACCCGUUUCCCAGCCGCUCGAAUUAAGAAGAUUAUGCAAGCUGAUGAGGAUGUUGGGAAGAUUGCUAUGGCUGUGCCUCUUCUAGUUUCCAAAGCAUUGGAACUAUUUUUGCAAGAUCUUUGUGACCGAACGUAUGAAAUAACACUGAAGAGAGGAGCAAAGACAAUGAAUUCUCUUCAUUUGAAACAGUGUGUGCAAACCUUUAGUGUUUUUGACUUCCUAAGGCACAUUGUGAAAAAAGUUCCUGAUUUGGGUGGUUCUGAUACAGCCGGCGAGGAUCGUUCUACUGUCAAAAGAAGGAAAGUUGUUGAUGAUGAAGACAAUGACAGUGAAGAAGAUUCCAAGAGGACUAAAAUGAAUGAGGCUGGUCAGAGUACUGGCAGUGGCAGGGGAAGGGGUAGGGGUAGAGGUAGAGGUCGCGGACGUAGCAGUCGGCUGAUAGAGAGGGAGACAGCUUUGCAUGAUGAGAAGUUUGAAGAUGAUGUAGACAUUCCCAAGGACGGUGACAAGAAUGAUCAAAGCCUUGAAAGUCCAGAUGAUGCGACCGAGCAUGAAGGGUUGAAAAAGGAGAAUAUGUCAGUUGACAAAGAUUCAGAACCAUCUGUCCGAAACUUUGACUUGAAUGUGGACUUGAAUGAGAAUGGGGACUCUACAAAUCUUUCAGCUGCUGCCCCUGCCAGUUUGGCAACAGAAGUUUCCACUGCUGUCCCUGCUAGUUCAGCAACACAGACCACACCUGAAAUGAAGCACGAAGAAUAUCCCGGUUGGUCUUUGGCUGAUGUGGAAAACAUGGCCAUUGAUCCCAUACAACUUGCAAAUUUAAAUAGGAAUAUAGACGAGGAUGAGGAAGAUUAUGAUGAAGAAAGUUGAGCAACUACAAUAGAUAAAGGGGGGUUGGCCUUUUCUUCUGAAUUAUAGCUUGGGUUAGAUGUUAGGGUGAUACUUUCAGUAAAGUUAGAUAUGGUUAGAUAUGGCUAGGCAGCAUAGGGCAAAGUAUAUGACGGAAACAAAAACACACCAUUUUAGACAAAUGUUAGAAGUAGAGUUUCAUAUCGGGGCUCCAUUAAAGUUUGUAGACGUUGCUCCACAUGUUUUUCAGGGGGCACAUGAAGUCCUUGAAUUUGUUUGAUUAACCAAAUCUUUCCUUCCCUUUCUUUC